CACGGGCGAGUGUGCGCUUUAAAAGUCCACGAAGGAGCCGGAGAGGCGCCUCCCCUUCGGAAGGAAAAGGCGGGAGAGAAGGAGGAGGAGGAGGAGGAGGAGGGCGAAGGGGAAGAAGGAGAAGAAGAAGAAGAAGGAGCAGGAGGAGAGCAGCAGGAGGAGAGCAGCGCUUAGAAAAAAGCGUUGGCACAUGACAGCGAUGUAUAUAUAAAGCCCUGACACGUCGAAGAGAGAGAGAGAGAGAGAGUAGUGGGGAAGAGAGAGAGAGAGAGGGAGACGGGAGAGAGAUGCCCCUGUGAGGCUCCUGCUGGAGGGGAGUGGGCUCUCCGGCCUCGGCAUGGCUCUCCUCCUCCUCCUCCUCCUCCUCGUGGGUCUGCCCGCCUUGGCGGUCCCGCUUGCGGAGGAGUCCGAGGUGGUGACUCCGCUGCGCCUGGAUCGGGACCCUUCCGCCCGACGCCAGCCUUUCCAGCCCUCGCAAGACGGGGACGCUUCUCCCCCCGAGGUGGUCUUCCAGCUCCGCGCCUUCCGCCAGGACUUCUCCCUCCGCCUCAGGCCGGACUCGCGCUUCCUGGCUCCCGCGUUCGUGGCGCAAUACCUGGGCGCCACCCCCAGCUCCGCGCCCCCGGACCUGCGCCACUGCUUCUACUCGGGCGACGUGAACGCGGAGCUGGACUCCUUCGCCGCCCUGAGCCUCUGCGGGGGGCUGACCGGGGCUUUCGGCGUCCGCGGGGAGGAGUUCCUCAUCCGCCCGCUGCGGGAGCCCGGCCUGGGCGGGGGGAACCGGGCGCGGUGGGUCGAGCCCGGGCAGCACCUGCUCCAGCGGCGCCCCCCACUCGCCGCGCCCGCCUCCCGCUGCGGGGUGGCCUCGGGACUCAACGCCGGCGCCCUCCGCGCCCUCGAGCAGUACAAGCUCUCCCGGGAAGGGGAGCCCCUCCAACCCCUCCAGCCCUCGCUCUCCUCCUCUCCUCCUCCUCCUCCUCCUCCUCGCCCCCGCGCCAAGCGCUUCGUCUCCCUCCCGCGCUUCGUGGAGACGCUGCUGGUGGCCGACGAGUCCAUGGCGCUCUUCCACGGCGCCGACCUGACGCACUACCUGCUGACCCUCAUGGCCACCGCCGCCCGGCUCUACCGCCACGCCAGCCUGGGCAACGCCAUCCAGCUGGCCGUGGUCAAGCUGCUGGUCAUCGGGCGCGAGGACAAGGGCCCCAAGGUCACCGGCAACGCCGCCCUCACCCUCCGCAACUUCUGCGCCUGGCAGAAGAAGCUCAACAAGGGCAGCGACAAGCACCCCGAGUACUGGGACACCGCCAUCCUCUUCACCAAGCAGGACUUGUGUGGAGCUACAACCUGUGACACCUUGGGAAUGGCAGAUGUUGGCACCAUGUGUGACCCGAAACGCAGCUGCUCAGUCAUUGAAGAUGAUGGCCUUCCCUCUGCUUUUACCACGGCCCAUGAGCUGGGGCACGUGUUCAACAUGCCCCAUGACAACGUGAAGGUCUGUGAGGAGAUCUUUGGCAGGCUGAAAACCAACCACAUGAUGUCUCCCACGCUGAUCCAGAUUGACCGCACCAACCCAUGGUCAGCUUGCAGUGCAGCCAUCAUCACUGACUUUUUGGACAGUGGACAUGGUGACUGCCUCUUGGACCAACCCACCAAACCUAUCCCAUUGCCUGAGGAACUCCCUGGCACCAACUACAACCUCAACCAACAAUGUGAGCUUGCCUUUGGUACGGGCUCCAAACCCUGCCCUUACAUGCAGUAUUGCACCAAGCUGUGGUGCACAGGAAAGGCUCGUGGCCACAUCAUGUGUCAGACACGACACUUUCCUUGGGCUGAUGGCACCAGUUGUGGAGAAGGAAAGUUCUGUCUGAAGGGCAUCUGUGUUGAGAGACAUAACAUCAGUAAGUACCGGGUGGAUGGCAAUUGGGGGAAAUGGGCACCUUAUGGCCAGUGCUCCCGGACCUGUGGUGGAGGGGUCCAGUUGGCCAAGCGCGAAUGCAACGACCCAUCUCCCACUAAUGAAGGGAAGUACUGUGAAGGGAUUCGAGUUAAAUACCGCUCCUGUGGGCUGGACCCCUGUUCUGAUUCAGUUCCAGGAAAGAGCUUUCGGGAGGAACAGUGUGAAGCUUUCAAUGGUUACAACCACAGUACAAACCGGCUCACUGCCACAGUCUCCUGGGUCCCCAAAUAUUCUGGAGUUUCCCCUCGGGACAAAUGCAAACUCAUCUGCAGAGCCAAUGGAACAGGAUACUUUUAUGUCCUGGCACCAAAGGUUGUGGAUGGUACGCCAUGUUCUCCAGACUCUACCUCACUAUGUGUCCAGGGGAAAUGUAUCAAGGCCGGUUGUGAUGGGAAACUUGGUUCCAAAAAGAAGUUUGACAAAUGUGGAGUGUGUGGAGGAGACAACAAAAGCUGCAAAAAAGUCUCUGGCUUGUUCACCAAACCCAUGCAUGGCUACAACUUCGUGGUGCUCAUCCCAGCUGGUGCUUCUAGCAUUGACAUCAGACAGCGGGGCUAUAAGGGCCUGAUCAGCGAUGACAACUAUCUGGCUGUGAAGAAUGCACAUGGCAAAUACCUCUUGAAUGGGCAUUUCAUUGUCUCAGCUGUAGAAAGAGACCUCAUUGUGAAAGGCAGCGUGUUGCGUUACAGUGGAACGGGGACAGCAGUGGAAAGCCUCCAGGCCUUUAUGCCUGUCCAGGAACCUUUGACUAUCGAAGUGUUGUCUGUUGGGAAGAUGACUCCACCUCGGGUGCGCUACUCCUUCUACUUGCCCAAGGAAAGCAAGGAAGACAAGUCCUUGUACCGGAAGGAUGGGAAGCGCCCUCCGGUCCUCACCAACAGCAUCCUCAGCUUCUCCAAUCGCCUGGACACAGGCCGGCCGGAUUACAAACGGCCCUCUUACAAAUGGGCCACCACCAGCUGGGAAGACUGUUCUGUCACCUGCGGCAAUGGGCUGCAGAAGCGCAUGGUCAUGUGUCGUGACACCCUUGGCCAGCUGGCGUCCGCUUGUGAUGCCACUCAGCGACCCGUCGAUAUCCGGAUAUGCGGAGACCCAUGCCCCACCUGGGAGGUCUCCCCUUGGUCAUCCUGCUCCAAAACCUGUGGCAGGGGGUUCAAAAGGCGGAUGCUGAAAUGCACAGGGCGGGGUGGCAGCCUCUUGCCCCGGGACCGCUGCAACCUCCGGAAGAAACCCCAGGAGCUGGACUUCUGCACCCUGAGGCCAUGCUGACCGGGCUGGACCCAUUUCUGACUUAGGUGUAAUGGUCAGCAUUCUGGUUCUUGAUGAUGCAGUGGUGGAAAGUGUACAAAAUAAAGAUGUUGAAAAGCCUCCGAGGGGAGGAAAGGGAGUUGACUGAAUGGAGGGGCGGGGUCUGUUACAUAGCACAUUUCAAUAAACAAAAGGAUUUAAAGUGGUCAUAAAAAAGAGAGAGAAAGAGGGAGAGUGUGCCAACAAGACAAGGCUGAAUAGUGGGGUUUGGAGGAUCCAGUCACUCAGUGGUAAAGCAGGAAUAAACAACUACCUCGAAGUUGCCAAAUCACCCCAAAUUCCGUUACAGCCUAGUGGUGCAUUCUUGGGGUUUGAGGAGAAAGAAAGGCAAGACCAGAAUUGGGAGAAAUUGCCGUCCACAGAUUGGACCAAAGACAGUCAUUCCUAAGAACUAUGGGCCCGUUUUCCUUCAAAGAAAAAGGGGGCAUCUCUUGUUUUCUGGUGAGAGGGAGGAAGAAGUUUGGUUCCCACCCUCUUGAGCACCCUAGUCUUAAAGUGGACCCUAAAGAAGCACUGUUAACACCUGCAACAAAAUGUAAGGUUGAACAGCUGGUACCACGUGGUACCUCCAAGGGCUACCAGCAAGUGACCCUCAGCCCUGGUGCAUUGCGGGUAUCUUGGCACACAGUUUGCUUGUUCGUUUUGUUUGUUUUUGACUCUUGUGCUUUUAUGAAGGGCUGACAACCAGUCACUGAUUGGUAGCUUUAUUUCUGUUAACAUUUAUGGACCAAACAGUAUACUUCUUUAAAAAAGAAAAGGUGCUUAACCCUGUUUUCUCUUGGACCUCCUUGGUGGAUUUAGUUGCCAAUUUCCCUGUGCCAUACACUGUUUGUGGAAGUACAUUUUAUCCCUCUUCCUUACAAAUGAGAUUGAGAAGGCUCAGAGUCCCUCCCUCCCUUCCUUCCCACAUGCCUUCUAAAUUCGUUGUUUUGUCUGAGUGUCCCACUGUAAAUUUAUGCAAAA
Molecule: messenger RNA, 4228 nt
Organism: Anolis sagrei ordinatus
Lineage: Eukaryota; Metazoa; Chordata; Lepidosauria; Squamata; Anolidae
Source: RefSeq, a predicted model, not a curated record